AUGGAAAUUUCUUUUCAGGAUGCUAUUGCUGAGGAAACUUAUAAUGCAUUUCUUGCUGGUUUAAAAUCUUCUUUCGAGUUGCAAAGUUGGGGCAUCUCCUUACUCGUCUCAGGUUAUGAUGAGAAACAGCGCAGAUACAUCAACGAUUUGGUUCAACGUUUCAUCAGCUUCGUGCCAGGGUGCUCAUACGUAUACAAAGCAUGCCAGCCAACACAUCCUAAUGCAUCCAUUGACUACAUCAUGCAAACAGGUCAACAGGAUGUCCGUGAAAAUGUCUUGUUGGAGCUAAUCGUUCAGCUUAUCUCCGAACCUGCUUUUAAUCAGCUUCGAACAAACGAGCAGUUGGGUAACGUGACAAAAAGUAGCUGGAUUUUCUUUUUUCUUUCAGGCUACAUUGUUCAUACGGGAGCGAGAAGAAAUCGUGGCGUUCAGGGAGUAGAGUUACUAAUUCAAGGACAGCACGAUCCCGAGUUUAUGGAAGAAAGAAUCGAGAAUUUCCUCAUGCAAUUCAGAGUCUUUCUUAAAUUAUUUCGAUCAUUCGUGAUUUCCGUUGCUGUAGGAAAAAGUGGCUGGAUUUUCUUUUUUCUUUCAGGCUACAUUGUUCAUACGGGAGCGAGAAGAAAUCGUGGCGUUCAGGGAGUAGAGUUACUAAUUCAAGGACAGCACGAUCCCGAGUUUAUGGAAGAAAGAAUCGAGAAUUUCCUCAUGCAAUUCAGAGUCUUUCUUAAAUUAUUUUGA
Molecule: messenger RNA, 738 nt
Organism: Gongylonema pulchrum
Lineage: Eukaryota; Metazoa; Nematoda; Chromadorea; Rhabditida; Gongylonematidae
Source: the annotation of a GenBank genome assembly